Molecule: messenger RNA, 705 nt
Organism: Capsicum annuum
Lineage: Eukaryota; Viridiplantae; Streptophyta; Magnoliopsida; Solanales; Solanaceae
Product: wound-induced proteinase inhibitor 2-like
Molecular function (GO): serine-type endopeptidase inhibitor activity
Source: RefSeq, a predicted model, not a curated record
UUUAGUUAGCCAAGUAUCUUUUAUUUGUUUGCUAUAAAUAGGUGGUGAUGGUUAGACUUCCUCAUCCAUAACAAAAACAAGGUAAAUAAUCACCACCGAUUCAUAAUAUGGCUGUUCACAAAGAAGUUAGUUUCCUUGCUUUCCUACUUGUUCUUGCUUAUAUAUUUAUUGUAGAAAUAUUGCUUCUACAUGUUGAUGCCAAGGCUUGUUCAGAAGAAAACGCAGAAAAUCGCAUAUGCACCAAUUGCUGUGCAGGCCGUAAGGGUUGCAACUAUUACAGUGCUGAUGGGACUUUCAUUUGUGAAGGAGAGUCUGACCCCAACAACCCAAAAGCUUGCCCUCGGAAUUGUGAUACAAGAAUUGCCUAUUCAAAAUGUCCCGUUCCGAAGGAAACGCAGAAAAUCGCCUAUGCACCAAUUGCUGUGCAGGCCGUAAGGGUUGCAAAUUACAGCGCUGACGGGACUUUCAUUUGUGAAGGAGAGUCUGACCCCAACAACCCAAAAGCUUGCCCUAGGAAUUGUGAUCAAAUAUUGCCUAUUCACUGUGUCUCUAUGAAAAAUAAAAGCAUGAACAGUGUCAUGCUAAUCUCUGUAAUAUGCUUGAGCGUCUAUUUAUGAAAUAAAAGCGUGAACAGUGUCACGCUAAUCUAUGUAAUAUGGGCGUUGGAGCCCUUUUGGACUUAAAUCAUGUGUUUAAGUGUGUUAA